AUGCCUCUCGAUUCAGUCCUUCAACUCAGCUGCAGCUGUAACCAAUAUCCCUGGGGAAAGCAGGGCCGUGAUUCUAUUUCAGCACGUCUUUGCGAAAAGACUCCUGGUUGGGAUGGCGAGAAAGCCGACAAGGAAUUCAAGAUCGAUGAUUCCAAGGCCUACGCUGAGAUGUGGAUGGGUACCUACCCCGUCCUUCCUACAUACGUAAAGUCGUCAAUGGAGAACCUGCAAGAUGUCAUCGACAAGAAUGCAGAACAGCUCAUUGGAAAGAACGUCAUUAACAAAUAUGGUCACACCAACCUUCCUUUCCUGCCCAAGGUCCUCUCUAUUGCAAAGGCCCUUCCUCUGCAACUACAUCCCAACAAGGAGCUCGCCGCCAAGUUGCACAAGGAAGAUCCUCAAAACUUUACCGAUCCCAACCACAAGCCUGAGAUUGCCCUCGCUCUAUCCAAAUUCGAAGCUUUUUGCGGUUUCAAGCCCUUGGACCGCAUCGAGCCCCUCUUCAAGAUCGACCCUUUGAAGCAGUUCGUCCCGGAACACAGCAAAUUUGACGAUCAGGUUCUCAAGAAGACCGUCAACACUCUUCUCAAGGCCGACGAGAAGACCGUCAGCUCUGUUGUUGAUGCAUUGACCAAACUUGACAAGUCUGCGUUCGGUCAGGACACCUACAUCCCUGAGCUCAUCCCCCGUCUGGCUGAGCAGUACGACAAGACCGACAACGGUAUCCUUGUUGCCCUCGUCACCAUGAACUACCUCGUCCUCCAGGCCGGCGAGGGUAUCUACAUUCCUGCCGACGGUAUUCACGCCUACCUUGCUGGUGAUAUCAUUGAGUGCAUGGCUCGCAGCGACAAUGUCCUCAACACCGGUUUCUGCCCCAGAGCAGAGCGUAACUCUGCCGACCUCUUCACCUCUACUCUGACUUUCAAGCCUCACGAUCCCGAGGCUUGCAUGUUGCGUGGCGAAUCCUACGACCGUAGCAAGAACGGCAAGACCCAGGUGUACAGACCCCCUAUGAGCGAGUUCAACAUGCUUGUGUCGAGACUGGGCAAGGGCGAGAAGGAGACUCUGGGCGCUGUUGAUGGACCCAGCAUCUUGCUCGUCACCGAAGGCAAGGGCAACUUCACCGCAGAGGGCAAGUCCUACGACGUGUCUGAGGGUAAUGUCUUCUUCAUUGCUCAGGGAACCGAGCUUGAGAUUGAUGCAGCAGACGGUCUGUUCUUGCACACUGCUUACUGCGAGUAA
Molecule: messenger RNA, 1242 nt
Organism: Aureobasidium namibiae CBS 147.97
Lineage: Eukaryota; Fungi; Ascomycota; Dothideomycetes; Dothideales; Saccotheciaceae
Product: mannose-6-phosphate isomerase
Exons: 2
Coding region: 1-1242 (413 amino acids)
Biological process (GO): GDP-mannose biosynthetic process; regulation of DNA-templated transcription; carbohydrate metabolic process
Cellular component (GO): cytosol
Molecular function (GO): mannose-6-phosphate isomerase activity; zinc ion binding
Source: RefSeq, a predicted model, not a curated record